Molecule: messenger RNA, 5220 nt
Organism: Cygnus olor (mute swan)
Lineage: Eukaryota; Metazoa; Chordata; Aves; Anseriformes; Anatidae
Gene: CEP57
Product: centrosomal protein 57
Exons: 11
Coding region: 34-1602 (522 amino acids)
Cellular component (GO): centrosome
Molecular function (GO): gamma-tubulin binding; identical protein binding; microtubule binding
Source: RefSeq, a predicted model, not a curated record
UCAGUCAAGCCGCGGCCGGCUCAUGGCCGCCGCAUGGCCGCGGCGCCCUUAAAGGGACAGGCCCCGGGGGGAGGGGGGCCGCCCGCGCACAAAAUGGCGGCGGCGACGGCGAACGGGCGGCGGCAGCAGCAGCGCGCGGGUGAUCUACACAAAGCUCAUAGGUCUGCGUCAGCCACAGAUGGACUCUCUGCAACUUCGUAUAUGGAUUACCCAACGUACAAGCCGUUCAUCAAUUCAGACUUGCUGCGCUCCCCACGGAAACCAGUAAUUCCAUAUCCUGAGAGUAACAGCAGAGCAAUAUUUUCUGCUCUGAAGAAUCUCCAGGAAAAAAUUCGUCGGCUGGAGUUGGAGCGGCUGCAGGCAGAAGAGAACGUCAAACACCUCAGCAGAGAAACAGCAGACUACAAGAAAGUACUGAGCGAGCAAAUGCAACACAGGGAGCAGGACAGAACUGAGGUGUCAAAGAAAAAUCAAGAGCUGGCUUCUCAGCUGGCAGCUGCUGAGUCUCGGUGCAGCCUCUUAGAGAAACAGCUGGACUACAUGAGAAAAAUGAUCCAGCACGCAGAAAAUGAGAAGACACAUCUCUUGGAGAAACAGGGCUCAUUGGAGAGAGACCGGCUCGAUCAGUCCCAAGUCCAGUCUAAAUUGGAAAAGCUGGAUAUGCUGGAAAAAGAGUACGCCAGGCUUACUACCAUGCAGUCCAUAGCAGAGAAAAAAAUGAAAGAGCUGGAACAGAAGCUUCAGGAGGAAGAACACGCAAGGAAGCUUGUUCAGGAAAAAGCAGCUGAGCUUCAGACAGGCCUGGAAACCAACAGACUGUUGAUUCAAGCAGCAUCACCACUGCUUUCUCCAAAAGCAAGAAAACCCAGGAAGAAAACUAAGCAGCCAGAGAAGAAAUGCUCUCUCACAAGCCAUCUCACUACGCAGCCCCAUUACAGACUGUGUCUGGGCGAUGUACCCUUUGUAGCUGGGAAGUCUACUAGUCCCAGCCAUUCAGUUGGCGCCAACGUGCAACACGUCCUGCACCUGAUGAAGCAGCACACCAAAGCUUUGUGUAACAACCGUGUGGUAAACGACACCCCGCUAGCAAAAUCCAUCAGUACUGGUCAUCCUGCCAGCAAGAGCAGAAAGUCAUCGCUGCCAAAGGACUCUUCCUCAUCCCACGAAGAACUCUCAGAGGUUCUGCUGACUUUACAGGAUGAAUUCGGGCAGAUGAGUUUUGACCACCAGCAGCUGUCAAAGCUGGUCCAGGAAGCUCCAACCGUUGCAGUGAGGGAAGAUCUGGAGAGGGAACUUGAGACACUGGUGGGGAAGAUGGAGGCAAAGGCAGACCAGAUCAGCAAGGUCCGGAGGCAUCGGCUGCAGCUAGAGAGACUGAAGAGAGAAUGCAAGUCCAAAAAGACUCCUGCUAAACAAAUAAAAGAGAGCAGGCGCCCCGUCAGUGAGGUUAAAGUAACAACUACAGUAACCACAAAAGGGAAGGGUGCUGGUCCCAUCAAAGUGAAACCUGGAGAGAAGAGUCGGAAAAAUCUUCAGUUGCUGAGAGACAUGCAGAGCAUACAAACCUCGCUACAGAAAGACGAUAUCAGCUGGGACUACUGACUGGUCUACAGGAGAUGUUCCUGAAACCAUCCCAGUCAAGCUCGCUCACAUUCUGGAUAUAAAGCAGCUGCCUUUCCCGCUGCGUGGAAGAGACUGCUGUAUGCCAAGUGCACUUUGGAAAUAUGGGUCCUUAAUUCCUCCACCUGUGGGUUUGGUUGGAUAUACUGUGGCCUAGUUCAAAGUGUAUUCCAUUUUUAAGGUAUCCAAGCACAGGUCUCCCCCCACCAGUCCCUCUCGUGUUAGGAUUCCAGCAGUCCCUCCCUUUUUUCUUUCAGCACACCAAACAACGCGGUGUUUAUUGUGGGCUGGCUCGUGUGAAAUGCCAGUGUGAUUUCACACUGCUGUUGUUGAACUCCUGUGCGUUGGGAGGCUUCUUGAGACGCGUCUGUUUGAAAAGUGCCAUGUCCCGAAGUCCUGAGGGCUUCUGUCAGUUCUGAGCUGUGUGCAGCUGCAGUUACUCAGACUGAGUGUAAAAGGGAGAACAGGUAAACUCCUUUUUUUAAGUGUUCUUAGUUCUCAAAAAGCUUUCCAAGUUCUGCACAUUCCAUUAGUCAGCAUUAAUGGCAAUGGAUGUUUGUGUACUCAAGAGGAGCAAAGUGACUUUUCCAAAUUAUUUUGCUUAAUGAUUGUGUUUAAGUCUGAAGAGUGAAUUUUCUUCAGAAACUGUGUUUUAUGAAAAGGCUAUAGGAAAUGUGGAUAACAUCCCUUCUUCUAGUCCAUGGCCUUGGGCGGUAAAGGAGUGAGAUAAACCACAAGUGUUUUAAAUUGCAAGUGCCUCAAUUAUGCCAUUCAGUCCUGGCAUCUUGCUUUUAACUUGCAAUAUGGGCUUUAAUGAGCUAUCGAUUUUUGGUAGUGGUGCAACUCGUUUUGCACUGACUUGCACAGCUGAGUGAAUGUUAUUUAUUAUGUUAAUAAUGUAAAGAAUUUCCUAUUAAUGGAAUGUACAGAAGACCCAGAUUAUCUGUUUAUACAGUUGAAAAACAAUAAAGCCAGCUUGCCUGUUGAAUCAAGUGUGGGGAAGCUGCAGUUCCUCUAAACUCGCUGAGUGCUGCAGCGCUGUGCCCCUCCCCGUAUGUUUUCCGUGGUGGUGUGAGCAAGCAAGCUGCAGGUAAGGUGAGGUCAGUUGUCCAUCCUUGUGUAGCUGAUCGAGCAGAGAGGGCUGUAGGGUCAAUGCAAGUCAGACUGAGCCUGCUGAAAGGGAUUUGAGUUUUAAUUUGACUUGAAUUAUCUCUAGGUGAUGUACCCAGGUCAUCUCCUUGCAUCGAAGGCACAGGAGGUUUUAGCUACGAGGAGAGAAGUCAGAAGCUGUCUACCACAUCUGAUGCCAGCUUCCUUAACUUCAUGGACGUGGGCUCUGGGUAGCUGGGGCAACCCCUGGGACAGCAGCUCUUCCUGGAGGGACCUGGAAUCAGUAGCUGAAGUUACACUCACUGAUUUUGCUUGGAAAGGAUGGCUGGAGGAGGGCUAAUGUCAGUAUUACCUCAGGCUGUCUUAAAUGAGCUGGGGCUCAGGAGUAUUUUAGGCUCCAUAGGUAUCUCAGUCACAUAUGCACUGCAUCACAUGCCUACUAGGAGUGUCAGGGAGUAAGCACUGAGUUGUUGAUCCCAAAUUAUCCCACUGAUGUUGGACUUAACGUGAGUUACAUGGAAAAAUGUGAACAUUCCUUUUUCACAGAAGUUACUGUGCUAUUGCACUAUAAGUUGCAGAAAUGGGUUAUUUUUCAUUCCAGAAAUGUUUUUGUACUACUAUGCAGCCAUGUACUGUAUCUGUGCUACCAGUGGUCUGUACAGGGUAAGAGAAACUUGUCCAAAAAGCAGUUGUUUCCCUGCGAUUCUGAAUUUCAGAGUUGGAACAAGAGCAUUUUACAAACCCAACUGUGUGAGUAAGAAUGAAUAAGAUUUGGAUUUGACAUGCUAAGGUCAGUGCUAUUUUCAUUUAUGUGCCUACACAUCCCUUGGUUUUGCUAACCACGUAGCUGAAAAUGAGCCCAAGAAGAACUUAAUCCAUUUAGCUAUUUUUAUUAGUGUUAAGGAAACCAAACAGCCUUCAUUUAAAAAAAGCAACAUAUACACACAGCCAAUUAGCUAAUAGACAAUAAUGCUAUGAGCCAUCUUAGAGUGAUUGUACAUGAGAGCAGAUCCGCCCCUCAACCAUAACGCAAAUUCAAGUCCUUCAGAAGCUAUUUUGUGGGGGUUCUUUGCACUAUUAAGCCAUGAACUCUCAGCCCACCCUGCACAAAUGCAGUAAUGCUACACCAGCUGUUAAUUGUUCUGUCAGAAGGUGGCAGUGGAUUUCCCUCUAACUACUGAGCCACGGAUUGCAGCAGAGCAGGUAGAAAUAGACUGCAGCUGGAACUCAUUCCUUCCUUAGGUGGAAUGUGGCUUUUGAAAGGCAAUUCCUUAUGUGUAAGAAUUCCUUAUGUGUAUGUUGUCCACUCUUCUACCCUCUCAAAAAAUACCAAUCUUGGGAGAAAGGCUAAGAGUAAAAGCAUGCUGAUGAGCAGAUUAAGCAGGAGACCACAGUGUGGGGCCCUAUUGUAUGAGAGCAGCACAAGGACCCAGCCCAAGCCAUGCAUGACUUUCUUCCUUACAGAGGUGAGAAGCAGCCUGCAGUAAAUGAAGAUCCUUGUGCAUAUACCACGGCAGUGUAAGCCCUACCACCUCCAACCCCUUAUUUCUGUGUUUGAAAAGCAACGCAGCAGUUGUGGUUUCACCAAAUGUUUUUCAUUGCUACUCCUACAAUAAAAGUUCCUAUUAAAACUGAAUUUGUAUUUAGGUUUAGUCAGGUGACACUAAUUCUUGAAGUGUGCUAUGAGGAAAUAGACUUCAAAGCUAGGGCUCAGAAACCAGCUAAGCUGUUUAGUCUACCAGAAUAGUGUUAAGUACCAGUUGCAAUGUAGGCAAAAAGGCUUCUUUGGUUGAUAACGGUCGCUUCCAUUAGUUAAAUAGUUCAGUUUCCUGUUACGUAUGCCACUAUGAGCCUGCACAGAAGCACGAACGCCACUAAUUAUGCUUACCCAAGCAAAAUGAAAUCACUGAUCCCAGCAGUUUGUGUGCCCCAGGGUAUCCUACUGCCUCCCUCCUGCUGUGGAUGAGGCACGGGAGAACAAAGAGCUGCAGGAAGCACCGAGGGAUCCAGGCUCUGCUCCAUCCCUCAGAAACAAAGGUGCUUUAAUUUACAUCCUGGCACGAUCCAUGUAAACCAUAAGCAAAAAUCUAAAGUUGCAGAGGUGGAAGUAAACAUAGUCCUAUAAAGUUAUGGAGGUUGCUCCUCUACCACUGUGUUUCCUGGGUAGAAGAUGCCCUUUCUUAAAUAAGGCAUCGGUUACAUGGCUUCCUAGAUCUAGGUCAAAGGAAAAAUAACUGCGAUAUGUUCUGGAUUCUAGCACGACUUCUCUUUUAGUAUGUUGGCAAACAGCCGCACGCUGCUAUGCAUGUGUUAAUACCUCACUUUCGUGACUUAACACAGGUGUAUUUGAGGCUCCCAUACAAAGUCAGAUUCCAUACCUAGCAAAAGGGAGCUUUUUCAAACGCCUGAGUAGACUUUUUUUCCUACAUAGUACUUCAUUCUAGCACACAGUCCUCUUUUUGAAAGUAAAGUGAUUUCCAACACAAGUGA